AAACCUGGUCUAGAACAGGUUAUGAUGAGAGCAUGAGUUGCUAUGGCAACUUGACAUACCCUGGAACAUACCGCUGUUUUUGGUACUGAAAGCUGAGGUUAUCUGCUUCCUUACCAUCAAACUUAUCGAGCUACCUCACAUAACCUGCUUUCUGGAAUACAGGUGUAAAGUAAUCCUGUUUACUGUCAUCAGAUUGCAAAGAUUGAAACUAUUUUCACGCUGCUUUCAGGAAGUCACCACAUGUAAAAAAGGUGAAAAUGAAACUGAUCUCAUAUUUCUGUGUCUGCUCUAUCACUGUACAGACAUGGAAACGAUUCAGCCAAUUCUUAAAUUUGCCAGCAAACAAACCAACUUUGGAUAUGGAUUGCUUGCUCUGAUAACGGCGUGUGGAGAGCAGAUCUUCUCAUCGGUAGCCUUCAAAUGUCCCUGCAAUGAGCUGAAUUUUAUCUACGGCUUAGUCUUUCUGUUGGUGCCAGCCCUGGCAUUGCUGCUGCUUGGCGUCAUGCUCAGCAAUAACACUUGGAAACUGACAACAGGGUUUUGCCAUCGCAACCCAAAGCUAUGUAAGUGGAGGAAUCUGAAGAGCAUGGGAGUGACUGUCAUCAAAAUCAGUGUUUAUGCACUGGUGGCGCCGUCUACUUGGAUUGCUGUGGCUCUGCUGCGUGGCAGCUAUUAUGAGUGUGCCAUGACGGGGGCCAACUCCACCAGGUACAGAAAGAAUGUUUGCAGGGGGGUGAACUCUGAAGCCGAAUGCCUUACAAAGCUGCAAAUGUUUCCUUGUAAAAGUGCUGGAAAUGAAAGCGAGGAAGUUCUGCUAACACUCAGAGCUCAUUCUCAGAUUCUGGGCUGGCUGGUCAUCGCCUCCAUCAUGAUGUCCAGCCUGUUGGGGAUUUGUGUGACUCGCUGCUUCUCCCCCAUCAGCUACCUGCAGCUAAAGUUUUGGAACGAUUAUGUUGAGGAGGAGGAACACCUCAUGGAUGACUACUCAAGUAAACAUGCCAAAGAGCUUGCAGAAAGGAACCUGAAGAUCUUCUUUAAGAUCCAAGACCCCGCCGAGACCCCGACCCCGCCCUCGACGAGACGCCCGCCGGCAAACAUUGUCACCCCCAGCACAGAGGAUUGGAAGAAGAUUACCUUGCUCAAUAAGUCCAGCCCCAAAGACCAGAUCUACAGCACUCUGCAUCGAUAUGUGGAAAAAACGCGGGAGGAGAAAGGGUCCGAUAAGACGCCUUUAUUGAGGUCAAAUGAGUCUGCUGAAAAACCUCCAGGUGUGGAUGGAGGAACAGUGUCUACAUGAGGAUGAACCGGCUGAACCCAAGGACGUGACUUCAGGUCCGGUGCUCUUGGGAUCUUCAAGAAUGAUGUCCACGGGUUCGGUCAAGUUAGGCUUUAAAGUCUGAAUAGUAGUGGAAAAAAACUAUCGUCUUUGAUUUGUGGUUGCUAUGGCCUUUUCUGUCCAUUGUUUUUAUCUGCCUGUAUCAUUUGCUAAAGGGAUGUACUAAGCCAGUGGUUCUCAAUGCCUGGUCUGCAGAACAGUACUGGUCCAUGGCUACCUUGGUACCAGGCUGCGGGGAUAAAAUAUAUAACAGAAACUUUUUCAAUAAUAACUGGUUCAGAGGGGUUUUAUUUUGUAAACUUACCAGAUUCUCACAAGACAUUCACCUCAGUCACAUGUCUUCAAUACAUCAAUAUUUCUCAAAGAGGCUGCUCCAAGCUAGCAAAGGUAAGAAAAAAAACAAAGCUCUUUAAAUAAUUUCUGUGUGGAGAAAAGAGUUAGAUUGGAAGAAAAGAAACCCCCAGAUUUCAGAGAAAAAGAAAUCUGCAUUUAACCCUUCAGCGCAGUGUCUUGUGGGGUCAAGAUGACCCAACUCCCAAUGUUAAGGUGCCUAGAUUGGGCACAAGGGUUAACAGACAAGAGCAGAAGUCUUUCCUUGAAAUAAGGAUUUACUGGAACAGCUGUUCCCACGUCCAGAGUCUGCUCUGCAUAAUAUAUGGCAACAGACUCUUCUAUUAUGAGGAUGCUGCUAUUAAAGUCACUUUUGCAGUAGAUUCAAGUUUAUUACAUACACUGGAACUAGAAAGUACCAGUUAUUGUGACAGUUUGAUCUUUUUAUUUGGUUGUAUUUAGAAAGUUGAAACCCACUGCAGAUAGUUUUUACACAGGAUGAAGAUUAAUCCUUUAAGGAAUGAACACAGAUCAGAAAGAACUUUUACAAAUCAGACACUUGGCUAUAUUGAAUCCUCACUUUCUGUAAAUUAUUCAUGAUUAUUCAUGAUUAUUCUGUAAAUUAUUCACCAGAGGGAAAACCAUUUUGUUAAGGAAAAAUAUAUUUUCUGGGAACAUUUAGACGCCAGCAUCAGCCAUGAAAAUCUUGUCUGACAUGGAAUCAGUCUGUAACUUCAAAACAAUUGGAGACCACUGAUCUAAGAAACCCCAGAAUGCUGUUUCCAUAUGUAAUGCUGUUGUAACACAUUUAUAGUUUUGCCAAUAAAAGCCAUAUUCAGAAGGCUGCAUAGUGGUCUAGUGGUCAGCA
This is a messenger RNA of Oryzias latipes (Japanese medaka), 2534 nucleotides long. Its product is annotated as calcium homeostasis modulator protein 6. Gene Ontology annotation, cellular component: plasma membrane. Lineage: Eukaryota; Metazoa; Chordata; Actinopteri; Beloniformes; Adrianichthyidae. The record is from RefSeq and is a predicted model, not a curated record. Gene Ontology annotation, molecular function: monoatomic cation channel activity.